AGGAUUGCAAGAGGCGGGGGUACGGCAGAGGGAAGGGAAACUAGUUCGUGUUGUGUGCGGUGCUGCGUUUCUCCAAUCCAUCGGGUCCGUGAGCUGAGUGCGUGGCUGGGCCCUGCCGGCUUCACCUCUCGACUGAAUCCUCGUUUCGAGUCGUUUGAAUUGGUGAGUCAGGUUGCCUCAGUCAUAAAGGCUCGGCGGGAGGAAGCGAAGGAGAAAGGGAGUGAGAGUGUACUUUUAUAGUAUUUACUUCAGGUUGUUGGAAGCGGUGUCCUGCCGUAUGCGGUUGCAGCUUAUUCCGGAACAAUCCGGAUACGGCUGGCCGGUCAGCUGCCGCGAGGAAGGGAAAGCUCGGACCGGCGUCCAGCUGGUCAAGAGCGUGCGCCGGGGAAAUGCAGGAUGAAGAACAUCCCAAAUCUCUUGCUGUAUCCAAAAUGGAUUUCACUUCAAUCCUUCUAAUUGUUGACUGUUGUAAAAACCCUGCAAGACAGACUGUUAAGCGCAGUGGAUAGCAAUUACUGCUGCACAAUACUUGAGUGUAGUGCAGAUUAAUCUUAAGAUUUUAUUUAAUCCAGUUAUUUAUUACAUAUCUACAUAUUUUGUUACCUUAUUUUGUAUAUUUAAGUCAAUAGUAUUUUUUUAAAACUCCAUACCUCUGAAGCAUUACAAGCCCGGGUUAGCAUGGCGCUAGAUGAGUACUUGUGGAUGGUUGUUGUUGGUUUCAUCAUUGCAUUUAUUCUGGCUUUCUCGGUGGGAGCCAAUGAUGUUGCUAAUUCAUUUGGAACAGCUGUUGGUUCAGGAGUGCUGACACUUCGGAAAGCCUGCAUUUUGGCAACUAUCUUUGAGACGGUGGGUUCUGUGCUGUUGGGUGCCAGAGUCAGUGAGACCAUCCGGAAAGGAAUAAUUGAUGUGGAGAUGUUCAACUCGAGUCAACAAGUGCUAAUGGCUGGAUCAGUCAGCUCCAUGUUUGGUUCUGCUGUCUGGCAGUUACUGGCUUCAUUUUUGAAGCUCCCUAUAUCUGGUACCCAUUGCAUUGUGGGUGCUACGAUUGGUUUCUGUUUGGUGGCUGCCGGUGCCCAUGGUGUGAAGUGGCUGGAGCUGCUUAAGAUUGUGGCUUCUUGGUUCAUUUCACCACUGCUAUCUGGAAUCAUGUCUGCUGCUGUCUUUUAUUUGGUCCGUUUCUUCAUUUUACACAAGGCUGACCCAGUGCCAAAUGGACUCCGAGCCCUGCCUGUCUUCUACGCCUGUACAAUUGCAAUCAAUCUUUUCUCGAUCUUGUACACAGGAGCACCUUUAUUGGGAUUUGAUCGAAUUCCACUUUGGGGUACCGUGCUGAUUACAGUGGGGAGUGGUCUGAUCUGUGCACUCUUCAUUUGGUUCAUCGUCUGUCCCAGAAUGAAGAGAAAAAUCGAAACUGAGAUUAAAGCCUGUACUGUACGUAGCACUGUGCUGGAUAAGAACAAUGAUGAUUACUAUUCAAUGUCCAAAGAUGAGGUGGAAGAGCCUCACUUGAAGGCUCUGCUGACAGAUGCAGCAUCUGAAAUGAAGACUCCUCUGACGGUUGGUGUUUCUGCUGUUGUACCAUCCAAGCAGAAUCUGGAGAAGCCACAUACAAGAAUUGCUUUUAUAGGAGACUCUACAGAAGAUGUGUGCAAAGAUGACGUUUCCAGUGGAGAGAUGAAGGAAACUAACAUUGAUCACGUUAUCAAUGGGACCAUGCAAUUUGGAAACAACCAUGUGCAGUUCAACCAUGUUGUUGGGAAUCAGACCAGCACCAAUGGCUAUAGUGGUCACUACCAUACUGUGCACAAGGAUUCAGGAUUGUAUAAAGAACUCCUCCACAAGUUGCAUUUAGCUAAAAUGAUUGACUGUGCUGGGGACUCUAAUGAAGUGAGCAGCAGGCCACUGCGUCGUAAUAAUAGCUACACGUGUUACACGAUGGCAAUCUGUGGCAUGCCCCUUGAUUCUUUCAAGCCCAAAGAAGGAGAAGCAAAGUCUGAGGAAAUGGAAAAACUGACAGCAUCUGGACUAGAACCGAAAAAACGCAUCAGGCAAGACAGCUACAGUAGCUAUUGCAAUGCCAUGGCUGAUUCCAACACAAGUGCUGAUAAUGGAGGUGUGAAGCUUGAAAUUGAACUGGGAGACCGCAAGUGCAGUGAUGGGUCUGUGGAGGAAUGGCGUGAGGAAAAGCCCGAAGUUGCAUUAUUGUUUCAGUUCUUGCAGAUCCUGACUGCCUGCUUUGGCUCCUUUGCCCAUGGUGGCAAUGAUGUCAGCAAUGCAAUUGGUCCCUUGGUUGCUUUGUGGGUUGUUUACUACACAGGCGAUGUGAAUUCGAAGAUGGAAACUCCAAUCUGGCUUCUCCUAUAUGGAGGUGUGGGCAUAUGUCUUGGUCUGUGGGUCUGGGGACGGAGAGUGAUUCAGACAAUGGGAAAGGAUCUGACACCAAUUACUCCCUCAAGUGGCUUCAGUAUUGAAUUGGCCUCUGCUCUAACUGUGGUCGUUGCUUCAAAUGCUGGUCUUCCUGUCAGUACAACACAUUGCAAGGUUGGCUCUGUAGUAGCUGUUGGCUGGAUGCGUGCCAAGAAAGCUGUUGAUUGGCGCCUCUUCAGAAACAUUUUCAUGGCUUGGUUUGUUACAGUUCCCAUCUCUGGGCUUAUUAGUGCUGCCAUUAUGGCUUUAUUCAAGUUUGCUAUCUUAUAAAUGUGCUGAAGUACUGCCUAACCACCACCUAUAUUAAGGGCAGUGUUGCUGUGGUUAUGCCCCUGUGCUUAGAGAAUUCAUUUGGAUCAUUGAGUUCUGUAAAAUGGAAGUUAAAGCCAUCACUUGGAUCUUGAAGACAUCAGUAUACAUUUCAAUAGAGUCCAACUUGACCGUGUUUAUAGAAAUGCAAAUUUUUGUUUGUGAUUUUUUUGUCCUUGACCUUGUACAAGUUACUUUGAAUUUGAGACCCAUUGUCAAAUUCUUUUUUGUACAGUAAAUUCAUUGCAUGUUUUUAAUUAAUAAGGCGUACUGCUAUUUAAUACUGUGAACUAUGAACUGGAGGAGCUUCUUUGACAUUUGAUACUUGAAAUAAGUAUGCAUAAAGCACUGAAGUUGUGACUGACCCACUUGUAUGUCUGCUUGAAGCAAUGUCAAGGUACCAAAGACUGAAGCAAUCAAGUGCAAACUUCAAACUUAGUUUUUUACAAGUCUUCCAUUUUAAACCUGACAUAAUCAAGAAACAUCUAUCUGUAAUUUAAGUUACAUCUUUAAUAAAGAUUAGCACGCCUUGCA
This is a messenger RNA of Rhincodon typus (whale shark), 3270 nucleotides long. Its product is annotated as sodium-dependent phosphate transporter 1. Bases 679 to 2697 code for a protein of 672 amino acids. The transcript has 11 exons. Gene Ontology annotation, molecular function: phosphate transmembrane transporter activity. NCBI's taxonomy places the organism in Eukaryota, Metazoa, Chordata, Chondrichthyes, Orectolobiformes, Rhincodontidae. Gene Ontology annotation, cellular component: membrane. Gene Ontology annotation, biological process: phosphate ion transmembrane transport. The record is from RefSeq and is a predicted model, not a curated record.